This is a messenger RNA of Fusarium vanettenii 77-13-4, 981 nucleotides long. RefSeq lists its product as uncharacterized. Bases 1 to 981 code for a protein of 326 amino acids. NCBI's taxonomy places the organism in Eukaryota, Fungi, Ascomycota, Sordariomycetes, Hypocreales, Nectriaceae. The transcript has a single exon. The record is from RefSeq and is a predicted model, not a curated record.
AUGGCCUCCCCCUGGCCCUACACCCGCCGCAAGUCACCACCUCCACGCAGCCGCUCCCCGUCACUCCCAUCAUGGUACCAUCGCAUUCUCGAGUACCCAGACUACACUGUUUCCUACGAAGACUUUGACGAGGACAUGUCGGAGCUUGGGGAAUCCGAAUCCGAACCCGUUCACAGCGACACUUGUGAAUGUGGCUGCAUACCAUAUGAGUCAGGAUCCUCGUGUGGAGAAUCUGAUCUAGAGGGAUCCGAGCUUGAUGACGAAGAUGAAUCUGACUUUGAUCAUGAGUCUAUUGGAUCUCGUGUUGGUUGCUCUGAUUGGGAGUCAUCUGACGACGAGCGAGACUCGAGACUCGACUCGACUCGGUCCCGCUCCCGCUCUGGGCGCGAAUAUGACUACUACUAUGAGCUCAAAAAACUACGAGAAGAACGCAGGAAGCAAAUGAAACAAGAGGCCAAAGAUGGAGAACCAACAAUGAAGGAGGAAACCCGGCGGACGGAACUACGGAUACAGAAGCAAGUCAACAAGGCCUAUUACCGGGUCAGGCAUCGACGUGGCCGUCGUGAGAAUCUCGUCCUCCGACGAAAAGUCUUUUCGCUCGGCUCCCCCGACCACUGUCAAUAUGCAUACCUUGGACAUACUGUCCAAUUCAUGUCCAAGUAUGUCGAAUUUGACGAUUACCCCGCUGAAGGAUCGUCGAGCCGGCCCCCACCAGGUCAAAGGCCAGAGCUCAGAGGUCACGUCUUCAUGCACUCGACAGACGCUUGUUUCUUUAGCGGGCCGGCUCCUCCUGCACGACCGGGUCUCAAGGAGUUUGUCGUCCGGUGUCAUGGUGGGGAGCAUAAGUUGACUUUCCAGUUCAUCGACAAACAUCACCUGAUCAUGAAGGUGCCCCGAGAGGUGGUGUUUGGGUGUCAUCCUCGGAAGAUGCCGCCUAAUACUCCCAAGAUUUUAACCUUUUACGGCGUUGAAGAGAAAUGA